AUUUUACCUCACUGAGGUAAAACACGUUUUUGUUUCUUUUGCCCUUUCAAUGAGUUCAUUCAACUACGUUCGCUUGAGUAAUUCACCGCAGCUAAACAUAGCAGCUCUACCUUACACCACGCAAUCUCUAAAUGAAAGCGUAAACUUAAAAACGGCAGAAAAACAUAAGAAACUAAACUAACUUUUACAAAAUACACACAUUUUAAAGUCAAUUUCCGACAGAACGUGUGCAGUUUGACCACAUCUCUUUCACCCAACGCCCCUCACAGUCUUUUAAGUGCAGGGAAAUCCCUUUCUUUACAGUUUCCUGGCAGUUGCGAGAACUGUGACAGAGUAGAGCGUCUGUGUUUUACCCUGCGCAGCUUCAUUAGUGGGUUAUGGGUAGAUGGUCAGGAUCACCGCAGAAGUGUAGUUUUAUGUACAGUUAUUGUAUAAAACCUGUGCCAUGAAGAUCUAGGGCGUUUAUGAAGAUCCGCACCUGUUACUUGAAGAGCUCCAUUAAUUAAAAGAUGGAUUUUGAAUUCUCAACCGAAAGAUGGAUUUUGAAGUCAUCAUGCUUGUGUCUCAAACAAUAUCUUGGAAAUAACUAGAAGAAUCACCUGCUCUAAAAAAGUGCCUGGACUCUGAUCUCAGCUACAAUGUUCUCUACAUGGAUUCUGCAUAUGGUUUCAUUCACUCUGCUGGUCAGAGGGGACAUUAAGCUGUGUCCUCUUGAUGAAGUCACGCCUGGGAAAGAAUCUCCGUUGAUGGAUUCCUUGCAGUGCUACAAUGACUACAAGAGCAGUGUACAAUGUAGUUGGGAGGUUGAUCCACAUGUUCAUCCACAUGCUACAGGAAACAUAUCCUUGUUUGAACUUUACUACUGGGACACAUCUAUAAAAAUAAAAAAGAAAUGCGUCCCGCACAGACCCGGUGUGCUUUUAUCCAAUGGGAAGAUCUCUCACGAGUGUCGCUAUGAAAGUAAAAGGUUUGGCGUAGGAACAAAGCACACUCUAUUCUUCAAUGUACCCUGUACACCCAAAGCCACAAUUCUCAACGUUGCUCAGCAUGGAAAAGUUAAGGCCCCAAUUGACUUGACAGAGAUGGAGGUUAAUGGUGGAAGUCAUCUGCUGUCCUGGAAAAGCCCAUAUCCUGCAUCCUCAAACAUCACAAGUACUCUGGUGUACCAGCUUCAGUAUCGCAGACACAAGCAUGACUGGACUACUGUGGAUAACAUCAAUGCAUCUACGUAUAUGAUUGACAAGGAGUCACUGUUGCCCGGCUACCAUUAUGAAGCCAAAGUGAGAGCGCGGGGUCCUGUAGGACUCUGGAGUGACUGGAGCCACCCGGUGUCCUGGAAGACUCACAAUGAUGAGGAGGUCAGUGGAGUCUAUAACCUGCAGUGUGUGAUAGAGGGAGAAAAAACGGUGACAUGUACCUGGCAAAUGAAGACAGACCAUUUACAGGUUAUGUCUUAUCGUCUCUGGUGCCGUGACAGUAAUGACACUGAACCCUCUGUUUGUUGUGAAUAUCCUCAGCUGCAGUCCAGAGACGUUGAGCUAUCAGAGUUUAUGUGUUCUGUGACUGUCUCUGACCCUUACCUGUUAACAGUGGAGCUGAAACCAGUGCAAUACAUGAGGACGUUCGAAACUCAUGAACACAUUAGAUUUCCACAACCUGACAAGAUUCAGGUGAUGGAAGAAGAUGGCAUCUUCAAAAUGAACUGGACCGUACCAGAUGUUAGAAAUUUGAUUCUAUUCACCGAGCUAAAACUGUUUUCCCACAAGGACUUAGUGAACGUUACCCUUAAAGUGGGGGUCAACUAUUUUGAUAUUCCAUCUAAGAAUCUAAGUUGUUCAACCGAAUACCAGGCCCAGAUCAGAUUACUGCUUAUACCAGAUAGCGAAUAUAUUAUUCCGCCAUCAGAUUGGUCAGAGCCAGCAGUGUUCACCACCAAGCCAGCACCAGCUGCUUCAACGUCUAUCAGCCCUUUCAUCUACAUUCUGGUUCCUGUGUUUGUGGUGGUGCUUUUCAUCAUCUUGUACAAUGCCCUUCCUGUCUGUCACAGAAAGGUUAAAUUAUGGAAGGGAUCGGUUCCAUCGCCCAUAAAGAGCAAAGUGCUGGAGGGGAUAAUCAAGAAGUCUUCCACCGGAUGGCCGCAUCUCCAGAUUGAGAAAGAGACAACCUCUAUUUGUGUUCUGCUGGCUACAGACAAUAUCAGUCUCUGCAAAAGCAGUGUCUCCCAGGAGCCGCUUUUGUCACACACGGAAGAUGUGAGUGUGAAAGCUGUUAAAAUGGGACAGUCAUCUGGAUCAAACCACUUGUGCACCUAUGUAGGGGAAGGCAUGUGCAAAGACAAAUCAGGCAUGAACUUCAGCGGGCCUUAUAUUCUGUGCUGUGAGGAUUCCUGCUCUCGGGACAAAGGAUUAGACGGGACUACAGACAGAGAUCACACAUCUGUGUUAGGAAAGACUGAGAGUUUUGCUCCAAUAAAUGGAGGCUACGUUGUAACUCCUCCCACUGCAAUGCCAGCCACUCAAAACCCCACCCCUGUUGACAGCCCGACCAAUAAUCCAUCAGAUGAACCCCCUGCGUACACCCCCGGCCCAGAUCAGGAUUGUAUGGUCGUCCCUCAUCCAUCCGGCUACUUCAUGAUGCCAUGUGUUGCCAUGGGACAGUCAGAGCCAAGAGGAUCAUCUGGAACAUAAUGAUCAAGGACUGCUUUUCAAAAAAAAAAAAAAAAAAAUUAAGAGCCUACAGGCUCAAAGAUGGACCCAAACAUGCAAGCGAGGGCCAUGGCUAAAAUGGGCAUGAUAGUAAGCACAAUAAAUGCAGUUCAAAUCUAUUUAAAUGUCACUUAAGAGCAUUGUCUAGCUACACAGAUGUUUCACAUGCCCAUAAUGAAAGCUGAUAAAAAACUCUUUGGAUACAGGUAUGCUGUGAUAGUCUCACCAACAGAUGGCAGUAUUGCUUUAAAUGAAUGUAAGAAAAGUCUUAUUUUGAUUACUCUUCUCCACAAUGCACAAUGUGGAAAGCAAGCAACGCAUUAGUCGAAAAUGAAUGUUUUGUCUGUGCCUCUCAAAGGCAACUCACUGCAUUGAAUGUAUUCUGCAUUUCUGUUUUGAACUUGUUUUGAGAAUGUUACUGUUUAUUCGUUGCACAAAGAUCAUAUUGCGCAUGCUCUCGGGCGAGAGUGUCGCAGGAAUGAACAGAAAAGAUACUGAGGUGCACAGAAAGCAACUUGUAUGGAAUUAUUUGUGAAUGAGACUUUUUUUUGUUGUAGAAGUAGUGCUUUUAGUAAUGUUUGCUGUUUUCACCAAAUAAUGUAACAUAUAUGACUAUAUAAUAAUAUAACUUGAUGAUCAAAAAAACAGUGUUGAAGUUUAUUCCCACACCACUAAUAUCACCAAACAAAAGUGCAGAAAUAAUGAGGUUUCCCAAAAUUCACAGUGUCUUUCAUUAGUACGCCAAAUAGACAGACCCAGACCCCAAAUUCACAUCAUUGGCUGAUCCAAACACACAUGGUGCAUCUGACAUUGCAUACUGUCUGAGUAAAUGCUACAUUUGAAUGUACUUUGUGACCAUUAAAAAAACAAAUCUAUAUAGUAUGAUUAUAAUAGGUAGUAUGAAUGGAAUCUGGACAUACUGCAUCUACCAUGUUGUUACUGUCACAUGACCUACCAGUGUUCAGUUCAUCGCUUCACUGCCAUUCAUAAAUCCUCUCCUGAGGCAUCAUGGGAUAGUAAAGUGUACGUCGAAUGCACACUUCAGAAGUCAUCCGGGGACUUUUCUCCGACUGUUUUUCGAAUACUAUGUAUUCGGACAUACUACUCUGUUGGCGUACUGUUUUUCACAUACUAAUAGGGUAUCAGGUUGUUUAAUAUAUCAGGUUGGUUAAGAUGCUCCAACAAAACACUAAUGUUUUGAUAGAGCCACAGAGACAAUCUUAUAGUUGUCUCUGGUUAAGGAGGGUAUUAAAAGUGUUUGUUUUCUUUAUACUGGUGUGAUCGCAAGCUAUUUGUACUCAAGCACGAUGCAUUAAAGGUUUUGCUAAAGCUCAA
Megalobrama amblycephala (Wuchang bream) is the source of this 4040-nucleotide messenger RNA. RefSeq names its product colony stimulating factor 2 receptor subunit beta (gene csf2rb). Gene Ontology annotation, biological process: immunoglobulin mediated immune response; cytokine-mediated signaling pathway. Gene Ontology annotation, molecular function: cytokine receptor activity; protein binding. NCBI's taxonomy places the organism in Eukaryota, Metazoa, Chordata, Actinopteri, Cypriniformes, Xenocyprididae. The record is from RefSeq and is a predicted model, not a curated record. Gene Ontology annotation, cellular component: external side of plasma membrane. The transcript has 14 exons. Bases 639 to 2687 code for a protein of 682 amino acids.